AGCCAUGCAAUGUUCCUGGAAGGCCGUCCUCCUCCUUGCCCUGGCCUCCAUCGCCAUCCAAUACACGGCCAUCCGCACCUUCACCGCCAAAUCCUUCCACACCUGCCCCGGCUUGGCCGAGGCAGGGCUGGCGGAGCGGCUGUGUGAGGAGGGACCUACCUUCACUUACAACCUCUCGCGCAAGACCCACAUCCUCAUCCUGGCCACGACGCGCAGCGGCUCCUCUUUCGUGGGCCAGCUCUUCAACCAGCACCUGGACGUCUUCUACCUGUUUGAGCCCCUCUACCACGUGCAGAAUACGCUCAUCCCCCGCUUCACACAGGGCAAGAGCCCUGCAGAUCGGCGGGUCAUGUUGGGUGCCAGCCGCGACCUCCUUCGAAGCCUCUAUGACUGUGACCUCUACUUCCUGGAGAAUUACAUCAAGCCCCCGCCGGUCAACCACACCACCGACAGGGUCUUCCGCCGAGGGGCCAGCAGGGUCCUCUGCUCGCGGCCGGUGUGUGACCCCCCGGGCUCCGCCGACCUGGUCCUGGAAGAGGGAGACUGUGUGCGCAAGUGUGGCCCGCUGAAUUUGACCAUGGCAGCCGAGGCCUGUCGAGAGCGCAGCCACGUGGCCAUCAAGACCGUGCGGGUCCCUGAGGUCAACGACCUGCGGGCUCUGGUUGAAGACCCUCGGUUAAACCUGAAGGUCAUCCAGCUUGUCCGCGACCCGCGGGGCAUUCUGGCCUCACGGAGCGAGACCUUCCGAGACACGUACCGACUCUGGAGACUCUGGUACGGCACCGGGAGGAAGCCCUACAACCUGGAUGUGACGCAGCUGACCACGGUGUGCGAGGACUUUGCCAACUCCGUGGCUACCGGCCUCAUGCGGCCACCGUGGCUCAAGGGCAAGUACAUGCUGGUGCGUUACGAGGACCUGGCCAGGAACCCCACGAAGAAGACAGAGGAGAUCUACGACUUCCUGGGCAUCCCCCUGGACAGCCACGUAGCACGCUGGAUACAGAAUAACACGCGGGGUGACCCGGCCCUGGGCAAACACAAAUACGGCACCGUGCGCAACUCGGCUGCCACCGCCGAGAAGUGGCGCUUCCGCCUCUCCUACGACAUCGUGGCCUUUGCGCAGAACGCCUGCCAGCAAGUGCUGGCCCAGCUGGGUUACAGGAUGGCCACCUCGGAGGAGGAGCUGAAGAAUCCCUCCAUCAGCCUGGUGGAGGAGAGGGACUUCCGCCCUUUCUCAUGA
This is a messenger RNA of Chrysochloris asiatica (Cape golden mole), 1240 nucleotides long. RefSeq names its product carbohydrate (keratan sulfate Gal-6) sulfotransferase 1 (gene CHST1). The record is from RefSeq and is a predicted model, not a curated record. The coding region runs from base 5 to 1240 and encodes 411 amino acids. The transcript has a single exon. Lineage: Eukaryota; Metazoa; Chordata; Mammalia; Afrosoricida; Chrysochloridae. Gene Ontology annotation, cellular component: Golgi membrane. Gene Ontology annotation, biological process: carbohydrate metabolic process; N-acetylglucosamine metabolic process; keratan sulfate proteoglycan metabolic process. Gene Ontology annotation, molecular function: keratan sulfotransferase activity; N-acetylglucosamine 6-O-sulfotransferase activity.